CUAAAUUGCCACUUGCUCUCAGAAGGACGCUUUCCUUAGAAGCAAGGUCAAGUGCAGCUUUCUGGUGGAAGCGUUCUAAGGAUUGUCCACACUGGUGACAUGAGAAGGCCGCUACGUGGGGGGCAGGGGGUGUCCUUGGAUCACUCGGGCGAAGGCGCUGAAGGACAGAUUGACUCACUUUGGAGCCGUAAGUACUGAUUAUAGGGUGCAGCGUUCAGUGUACAGUGCCGCAGGAUCCCACAAUGAGUAUCCAAGAGCAGGGUUUCCCUUUGGACCUUGGAGCGAGUUUCACCGAAGAUGCCCCCCGACCCCCAGUGCCUGGUGAGGAGGGUGAACUGGUGUCCACAGACCCCCGGCCCGUCAGCCACAGCUUCUGCUCCGGGAAGGGCGCCGGGGCUAAAGGUGAGACUUCGGCAGCCACACCGCGGCGCUCGGACCUGGACCUGGGGUACGAGCCCGAGGGCAGCGCCUCCCCCACCCCGCCGUACUUGAAGUGGGCCGAGUCGCUGCACUCGUUGCUGGACGAUCAAGAUGGCAUAAACCUGUUCAGGACUUUCCUGAAGCAGGAGGACUGUGCUGACCUGCUGGACUUCUGGUUUGCCUGCAGCGGCUUCAGGAAGCUGGAGCCCUGCGACUCGAACGAGGAAAAGAGGCUGAAGUUGGCCAAGGCCAUUUACCGCAAGUACAUCCUCGACAACAACGGCAUCGUCUCCAGGCAAACCAAGCCCGCUACCAAGAGCUUCAUCAAGGACUGCAUCAUGAAGCAGCUGAUCGAUCCCGCCAUGUUCGACCAGGCGCAGACGGAGAUCCAGUCCACCAUGGAGGAGAACACCUACCCUUCCUUCCUCAAGUCUGAUAUUUAUUUGGAAUACACGCGGACCGGCUCGGAGAGCCCGAAGCUCUGUAGCGACCAGAGCUCUGGGUCGGGGACGGGGAAGGGCAUCCCCGGGUACCUGCCCACGUUGAACGAAGAUGAGGAAUGGAAGUGUGAUCAGGACCCGCACGAAGACGGCGGCAGAGACCCCGCGCCCCCCGGCAGGCUCACGCAGAAGCUGCUUCUGGAGACGGCUGCCCCGCGGGCCUCCUCCAGUAGACGGUCCAGCGAAGGCAGAGAAUUCAGGUGCGGGUCUUGGCGGGAGCCUGUCAACCCCUACUACGUCAGCUCCGGCUACGCCUUCGCCCCGGCCACCAGUGCCAACGACAGCGAGCAGCAGAGCCUUUCCAGCGACGCCGACAGCCUGUCCCUCACCGAUAGCAGCGUGGAUGGAGUCCCACCGUACAGGACCCGCAAGCAGCAUCGCCGGGAGGUGCAGGAGAGCGUCCAGGUCAACGGGCGGGUGCUUCUACCUCACAUUCCUCGCACUUACCGAAUGCCAAAGGAGAUCCGCGUGGAGCCCCAGAAGUUCGCCGCGGAGCUCAUCCACCGCCUGGAGGCCAUCCAGCGGACGCGGGAGGCCGAGGAGAAGCUGGAGGAGCGGCUGAAACGCGUCCGGAUGGAGGAAGAAGGUGAGGACGGUGACAUGCCCUCUGGGCCCCCGGGGGCCGCUCAUAAGCUGCCGUUGGCCGCGGCCUGGCACCACUUCCCGCCCCGCUAUGCCGACGUGGGCUGCGUGGCCCUGCGGGACGCGCACGAGGAGAACCCCGAGAGCAUCCUGGACGAGCACGUGCAGCGGGUCAUGAGGACGCCAGGCUGUCAGUCGCCGGGGCCCGGCCACCGUUCCCCUGACAGCGGGCACGUGCCCAAGAUUGUGGGGGUGCUGGGGGGCGUGCCCCCUGGGCACAGUAAGCACGCGCCCAAGUCUGGGGCGAAGCUGGACGUGGCCGGCCCGCACUUGCACAGGCACGGCCACCACCACGGUCACCAUGGGGCGGCCAGGCCCAAGGAGCAGGCCGAGGUGGAGGCCGCCCGCCGUGUCCAGGGCAGCUUCGCCUGGGGCCCGGAGCCGCACGGCCACACGGCCAAGCCCCGCAGCCACUCAGAGAGCGCGGGCGCCGCCCCCAGCGCCGGCGACAGCCUGGCCUACAGCGGGAAGGCUGGCACCGCGUCCAGAAGAAACGCCAAGAAGGCUGAGUCAGGGAAGAGCACGGGCGCCGAGGUGCCGGGCCCCUCAGAAGACGCGGAGAAGAACCAGAAGAUCAUGCAGUGGAUCAUCGAGGGGGAGAAGGAGAUCAGCCGGCACCGCAAGGCGGGCCACGGGUCUUCCGGUGCCAAGAAGCAGCAGGCGCACGAGAGUCCCAGGCCCCUGUCCGUCGAGCGCCCUGGUGCCGUGCACCCUUGGGUCAGCGCUCAGCUCCGCAACUCCGUCCAGCCCUCUCACCUCUUCAUUCAAGACCCCACCAUGCCACCCAACCCAGCCCCCAACCCUCUGACCCAGCUGGAGGAGGCCCGCAGGCGCCUGGAGGAGGAGGAGAAGAGAGCCAGCAAGUUACCCUCGAAGCAGAGGUAUGUGCAGGAGGUCAUCCAGCGGGGGCGCUCCUGUGUCAGGCCAGCGUGCACGCCCGUGCUGAGCGUGGUGCCAGCCGUGUCGGACUUGGAGCUCUCCGAGACAGAGACGAAGUCGCAGAGGAAGGCGGGCAGUGGGAGCGCCCAGCCGUGUGACAGCAUCGUGGUGGCCUACUACUUCUGCGGGGAGCCCAUCCCCUACCGGACCCUGGUGCGGGGCCGCGCCGUCACCCUGGGCCAGUUCAAGGAGCUGCUGACCAAGAAGGGCAACUACAGAUACUACUUCAAGAAGGUGAGCGACGAGUUUGACUGCGGCGUGGUGUUUGAGGAGGUUCGGGAGGACGAGGCCGUCCUGCCCGUCUUCGAGGAGAAGAUCAUCGGCAAGGUGGAGAAGGUGGACUGAGCGCGGGCCUGGGCGGCCCCCGAGGGUCACGGGCGUCGCGGCAGACGCACCAGUGCGGGCCAGGGGCCACGUGCCGCCUGCCCCUUCCCUCCGUCGGCGUCCAGACGGGCGGGCGGCCCCCGGGUCCCCGUCCGGCCGCUGACGAGCAGGGCGCCGCCGUCCGCUCCUCAGCAAUACUCGGCCCGUCUGGGCGUGGCGCCCGCCACAGGGCCGCCCCCACCAGCCUCCGGUGACUCCCUGCUGCUGACCGCGGGCAGCCCACCCGCUCCGCGCCCCGCGCUCACACUGCAGGCUCUGCCCCUCCUGGGACUCGUCCGCCCCACCCUGCUCGGGCCUGGGGUGCUGGGGGCCCCACGGGGGCCUCUGUCAAUUGUACAUGUCACCGAGUGCCUUCAACACAGCUUGUCUCUUGCCUGCCACUGUGUGGACCCGGCGACGGAGCCCGCAGCGCUCUCCCUCCUCCACCCUGCGUUUCUGGAGCGCGGGCUUAGCGGGUCCCGGGCCCCUCCCUCCCCUUUAAGGGCCCCUGUAAAUAUGUACAUUUCUCAGGCCAGGGCCAGCGGGGUGGGGGGGGCUGCCGCAGCCCAUUUUUCAUGCGCUGACUUGUACAAUUAUCUUUUCAAAGGUACUUGGAUAAUAAUGGAAUAAAAUCAUUUUUGAACCUUC
This is a messenger RNA of Hyaena hyaena (striped hyena), 3512 nucleotides long. RefSeq names its product axin 1 (gene AXIN1). NCBI's taxonomy places the organism in Eukaryota, Metazoa, Chordata, Mammalia, Carnivora, Hyaenidae. The coding region runs from base 243 to 2846 and encodes 867 amino acids. The transcript is spliced from 11 exons. Gene Ontology annotation, biological process: negative regulation of canonical Wnt signaling pathway. The record is from RefSeq and is a predicted model, not a curated record.